This is a messenger RNA of Ctenocephalides felis (cat flea), 361 nucleotides long. RefSeq lists its product as uncharacterized. Bases 107 to 346 code for a protein of 79 amino acids. The record is from RefSeq and is a predicted model, not a curated record. Lineage: Eukaryota; Metazoa; Arthropoda; Insecta; Siphonaptera; Pulicidae. The transcript has 3 exons.
UUGACAUAUAGAGACCAUUUGCAAAUACUUUGACCACUUUGUUGGGAUCUUUUAUCAAGUAGAUCCUUAUUGUUUUUAAUAAUUAAGCAUAAAAUUAUUCUACAUAAUGUCUUCAUUGCGCCCAUUUGUUAGAAGCACCGUGAAUCGCAUGAAUGCUGUUCGUGGACAAUGUAGAAACAGCUCCUACGGUCAUCAUGGACCUCCAGCAGAUUAUGUUCCUCCAUCCAUGAAUGAGCUACCAACUCCACAAGGAUCCUGGCAAGCUAAACACGAUGCCCGCCAAAGGAAAUAUAAUGCAACCCUUCUUGCUGGCGUUGUGUCUUUACUGGAACUCUCAUUUUUAUGAAAGCAACAGGGUUCG